Molecule: messenger RNA, 2056 nt
Organism: Engraulis encrasicolus (European anchovy)
Lineage: Eukaryota; Metazoa; Chordata; Actinopteri; Clupeiformes; Engraulidae
Gene: ube2nb
Product: ubiquitin-conjugating enzyme E2Nb
Exons: 4
Coding region: 102-566 (154 amino acids)
Biological process (GO): DNA damage tolerance; protein K63-linked ubiquitination
Cellular component (GO): nucleus
Molecular function (GO): ubiquitin conjugating enzyme activity
Source: RefSeq, a predicted model, not a curated record
CGUACCACCCAUCACCGGAAGAGCCGUGCGUUUGCGCCGACUCUCCUAGCCAGCUAGCUAACGAAGCGAUCGGGCCGCCGUACAAACCAUAAUAAGACAAGAUGGCAGGGUUGCCCCGGAGGAUUAUUAAGGAAACGCAGCGUCUGCUGGCAGAGCCUGUACCGGGGAUCAAAGCCGAGCCCGAUGAAGGGAACGCUCGCUACUUCCACGUGGUCAUUGCGGGGCCCCAGGACUCGCCCUUCGAGGGAGGCACCUUCAAACUUGAACUCUUUUUGCCCGAGGAGUACCCCAUGGCGGCUCCCAAAGUGCGGUUCAUGACCAAAAUCUACCACCCCAACGUAGACAAGCUGGGAAGAAUAUGUCUAGACAUUUUAAAAGAUAAAUGGUCCCCAGCCCUGCAGAUCCGUACUGUGUUGCUGUCCAUCCAGGCUUUGCUCAGUGCUCCCAACCCAGAUGACCCACUCGCAAACGACGUGGCAGAGCAAUGGAAGAGCAACGAAGCCCAAGCCAUUGAAACAGCUCGAACAUGGACCAGGCUGUAUGCAGGAAACAACAUUGAAGUCUAAUAAAAGAAGAAAAAAAGAACACCCUGAAAAAGAAGAUUUGGAACGUGAGUGAAAAGCCGCUCUGGUUCUGCCAAGAUCCUACUCCUUCGUUCAUCGUUUGCAUUUAAAGGACACUGUUUCAGACAAAAUUGUAAAAAAUAAAAACCACACACACACAUAAAGUACAGAAUAUAUUCAGAGAGAAAAAUUACAACCACAACUUCUUAACAGACUACUGCAAGACCUUUUGGUUAUUUCAAGAGGUUGAUAGGGAGGCACUGGUUCCUCAUCCCACUCUCACGGCACCCGCCAAGGCUUUAUUAUGUACUGCUUGCCACACACACACACACACACACACACACACACACACACACACACACACACACACACACGGUUGUUUUCUCUGUAUCUCUCUGUGGACACGGCCCACCAUAGGUCAUCCCCAAAGCCUUGCUGUAAUGCACGCAACCAACAACUGUGUGGCGGAUUCCAAACUAUCAAACUUUAGCAUUAUCAUCCGGCAUCCCGAUCAAAUAACUUGAAUCACCAGGGGGGGGCGAUUAUGGGAGCAGUCAUUUGGGGGUGUCGCUGCUACAUUUGAGAGAAUGAAUAAAAAGAAAGAAGGAAAAAAGUUUGACCACUCUCUUAAAUUAAUGGCUGCUAGCGAACCGGACAGACUUGACUUCUGCUCAUCACAAAAUGGCUGAUAUUUGUCUGUAGCGCUUAACCCUUCAAGCUGCUCAGCCUGUUUAGGUGUUUGGAACCACGUUUGCAUAACUGGCAGCGUAGGUUAAAAACCCAGGGGGUGGGAACACUCAAAUUUGUUGCCUUUUUUGGCUCAUGGUUGACAACUACGGGUGGGAGAAAGGGUACACUGUUGAAAAAGUGAAGCAUGGAACCAACUUUUUAAAAAAAAUUAAGUUAACAUGCUGUCAGGAUUUUUUGAUGUUGCCGUAACUUAACGAUAUCAACUGUUCUUAGCGUACAUGACAUUGUGAAGUUAAAUGAAAGCAAAGAAAUAUCCAUGCAGCCACUAGCCUUAAUUUGUUUGGUUAGGUUUAAAGCUGCAUUUUUUUACAGUGUGGGGUUGGGUGGGAUGUUGCCGAUGAUGUACUUUUUUCCCUUUUUGUUUUAAUGUUUUUCCCCCUACCCUCUCCCUCUCUGUGAAGCCUUGGUUUCAUUUAUCCGCAUGCAGUUUAACCAGCGUAGACUUUCCAGCUAACAGACAAUGCUGUGUGCACAUGGGAAUGUUGAGAAUGAUGCUUGUCCUGUUUUUUUUUCUUCUUUUGUUUUCUUUUUUUAAAUAAUUAUUGUCCUUUUUAUUGGGGAUGAGAAAAAAGUUGACAUCAAACUCUCUUGUGUGUGUUGGGGGAGUGUAGCACACGAAAACACUAGCAUGUCAGUUACAUGCUGAUAUCCUCAUAGACUUGUGUGGCUUCUGUACGGCUUUGUCUGGGAAAAGAAUGAACUGUAAAUGUUAUGUUUUAGUAAAAUAUUUUUUUGUUAUGCUA